Molecule: messenger RNA, 1302 nt
Organism: Uranotaenia lowii
Lineage: Eukaryota; Metazoa; Arthropoda; Insecta; Diptera; Culicidae
Exons: 2
Coding region: 1-1302 (433 amino acids)
Source: RefSeq, a predicted model, not a curated record
AUGAAAAAAUACUACCUGGUAAGGCAGAAAUUGGAAGUGUUGUUGGAUGCUGCUGACAGUGACGGAGCUGACGAGGAUGCCAAGGAGUCAGAAGCUGCUAAGAAACGAAGGUUGCAGAGACAGGCUGCGGAGCGUGAAGCGAAGUUCGACGAAGAAACGCUAGAAGUCGAAGAGCAGUACUGUAUACUGAAGUCAGCCCUCCUUGCUCUGCGUCCGAAGAAGAUUGAGUCUUUGAGUUCUUCUGGAUCUGCUGAUAGAGUUGACACGAUGUCGCGUGUCAAGUUACCGGACAUAAAGCUGCCUGGUUUCAAUGGGAAACUUCGGGAUUGGAUUCCGUUUCGUGACAUGUUCUCCAGCUUGAUUCAUAACAACGAACAGCCAUCGGACAUCGACAAAUUUACAUACCUACGGUCAGCGAUAAGCGGAGAAGCGCUUCAGGAGAUCAGCUCCAUAGAACUGUCCGCCGAUAAUUACCAGGUAGCCUGCGACAUGUUGGAGAAGAGGUACGAGAACAAAAAGUUGAUCGUGAAGGCGUAUUUGGACGCACUUUUUGGAAUUGAACCUCUGAAGAAGGAAAGCGGCGAAGCUUUAAAUCACCUGGUCAGUGAUUUCGAUCGGAAUAUCCAAAUGCUGGGCAAGAUAGGAGAGGACACCGAUAAGUGGUCGGCGCUGUUGGCAUACAUGUUGUGCACUCGUCUGGAUUCAAUCACGCUUCGUCAGUGGGAGAGUCACCAUAAUUCAAAGGAUGUCCCGACGUACCAGAAGGUGAUGGACUUUCUGAGGGAUCAGGCAUUGGUUCUGCAAUCGAUAGCACCGAGUAGGUCAGAAGACAUCGAAAGUCGUCGCUAUCGUACAACCGUUCACACCACAUCGAGAAUCCAGAACAACUGUGUGUUCUGUGGCAAUUCGUUCCAUCCAGCAUCAACGUGCAGCAAGUUCAGAGCGAUGUCAGUACCCCAGCGCUUUGAAGUGGUCAAGAUGAAGCGGCUCUGCAUCAAUUGUUUGGGUUCCGGUCAUUUUGCGGAUCGUUGUAGCAGAGGACCAUGUCUGUUGAAACCGGAAAAUAAAACUACAAAGCCCCUCGUAGUGCUUGAUGCAUCGCGUCGCACCUCAACGGUCGUUUCGUCUAACGAUGCAUUGAUGGUGAGACCUACUAUGCGGAACGAUUUGUUGACGAGCAUCUUGCGCUUCUGUUUGCACCGAUACUUCAUCAGUGCCGACGUCGAAGAUUGUACAGGAUGGUACAAGUUCAACAACCGGAUCAGCAUCUUCAGCAAAUUUCGUGUCGAGAUUCAUCAAUGA